Lachancea mirantina is the source of this 411-nucleotide messenger RNA. The record is from the annotation of a GenBank genome assembly. Lineage: Eukaryota; Fungi; Ascomycota; Saccharomycetes; Saccharomycetales; Saccharomycetaceae.
AUGGCUAGAACAAAGCAAACUGCAAGAAAGUCCACGGGUGGUAAAGCCCCAAGAAAGCAACUGGCGUCCAAGGCGGCCAGAAAGUCCGCGCCAUCCACCGGUGGUGUCAAGAAACCUCACAGAUACAAGCCGGGUACCGUUGCCUUGAGAGAAAUUAGAAGAUUUCAAAAAUCCACAGAGUUGCUGAUCAGAAAGCUUCCUUUCCAGAGACUUGUCCGUGAAAUCGCUCAGGACUUCAAGACCGAUUUGAGAUUCCAAUCCUCCGCUAUCGGUGCUCUCCAAGAAUCCGUCGAAGCUUACCUAGUUUCGUUGUUCGAAGACACCAACUUGGCUGCGAUCCAUGCCAAGCGUGUCACUAUCCAAAAGAAGGAUAUUAAGCUGGCGAGAAGACUGAGAGGCGAGCGGGCUUGA